Molecule: messenger RNA, 1752 nt
Organism: Colletotrichum fioriniae
Lineage: Eukaryota; Fungi; Ascomycota; Sordariomycetes; Glomerellales; Glomerellaceae
Source: RefSeq, a predicted model, not a curated record
AUGCCUCCAUGGCACUCGACGAACGUCGAGGGCUGGCUUGCUGGAUCAUUCUCUUUACCGUGGCCACUUUUCGACACGUCCGGUAGUGCUUCUGCGGUCCCAGAUGCAUCUCAGCAACAUCAAGACGUAGCCAAGUCAAAAACAAACUUGACUGAACUAGAACAACCUACACCGCUCGUGAGUUCUGCCAACCGCUUGAUGCCGAGAAGUGGAGGACCAAACAGCUCGACACCCGCAGGGGAAGCCCCAAGCCCAGCCUUGUCGACUGGUUGGGACGAGUUCCUCGUAACGGAUGGUUCAUCUCCGGGGUCUUCCACGUCCACUUCAUCUCCCCUAGGCGAGCCAACAGUAGACUGCCAGCUAUCGAUACCUCUAGAAGAGGUCCUGAUCCAACACUUCGACAGAAACGUCCUCCCAUCCAUACCAGUUGCUCUGUCCUUCCCGAACCUCUUCCGCCAGAGCAGCUGUUUCCGGUCCGCCGUACUGGCCUUGUCCGCUAGUAAUAUCAAACUGACACAACCUCUUCCCAUCGAUCCGCUCGUGCUCCGCCGGGUAUGCGACGAUAGCAGCGUCUGGAUUUACUACGACACGGCCGUCAAAGGACUCCAAGCCCAACUUCAGAACGCUGAAAAUUACCGUGGCGAGGAGCUCGCGGGCGCUGCUUUACUGCUUGCAUAUCACGAGUUAGAAGCCGGCACAGCUCUUGGGAUCAGGAAUCACGCCACCGGCCUCGACGCCAUAGCCUCCAAGCUUGACUUUGCAGCGUCGUCUAUUCCCGACCUCUUCAAAGCCUGGCGUAUGCUUCGCUACGAUGUUCGAUUUAUGAUGUUGCCGACGCGAGCGACCUGCAAUGUUGUAGACAAUUACGAUGUCUCGAGUUUACUAGACCCGCAAUUAGCAAUUCGGGAUAUUCUGUUCAGGUUACAUGGUCUCCAUGCGCGCUAUGCGAUGGAGGCUACAUUCAGCCAAGAUUCCACAGCAGACGGCCACAGCGCUUCAGAGAAAGUCGCACUGUGGCUUAUGUCCGUCCUUGGCCGGGAAUCUGAUCGCCGUAAUGUACGCCUAAAGGACUUUCAUAAGGAGAACCUCACGCCAGACAUGAUUUUACGGCAGUGCGAUGUGUUUUCUCACAGACUGGAUAACUGGCACAAGGCGCUCUGCGAUCACGACAUGCCGGUCGUCAAGCUUGGUACGGAUUCGGAUCUAAUCAGUGGUGCUACGUUUGAGACCUUUGUCACCUACCGUUUUGGUGACACGAGAAAGGCUCUCGAGUACGUGAUCUAUCUCGUGUGCAGGAUGACGUGCAGCUACCUGCGGUCUCUAUUCGAUCCAUCUGUGCAAUCGUCGGGCACGGAUGCCCUUGCCAAGGUCAUUCUUGGCAUCGUCUGUGGGAUGAACAUGCAACAGCGGCAGCAGUUCACCGUUCUUCGGGUGGAUGUCCUGCUGAGAAUGACGGCGGGCCUGUCUGAAGGCACGAACUUCAUCACUACCGUUCUCGACUAUCUGCUUCCAAGACUGAUUUCUUCAGGUCUCACGGGUCCUGACAUCGUCGCGUGGAUUUACCUGAAGUCGGCGUUGGAGCUUGAGCUGAGAGAGAGGAGAAAGGGCCGCGCAAUCAGAAUGACCAUCGACGGAGUCGAGGAGGACUGCGAGAUGUGGCAAUUGGUCAACAGGCAUCCCGUCGCUGCUUUUGGGGAUUAUAAUGGGAAGGGCUACUUCAGGGAUUGCUAUGUCAUUGAAUGUCUAGGCUGA